AUGCCGGUCCGCCAUGAUCUCGACGACCUGUCCACCUCCUGUUUGCCCUGCUCUUCGAUUAUCUCAUUCUCCAUCAACCAUCACCAUGGCGGCAUUGCUAUUUCACCCGAUACUCGUCUCCUCCGUCGAGUACUCCGCGUCCACCUCCACCAUCUAUUCUGGCUGUCGAUUUUGCUGCUGCUACUAAUAGGACUGUUGCCCACCACCUUGAGAGCCGAUUCACCAACCACCCAUCUACAGUUGCUACCUUUUUUUCGUUCCAAAGUCAGGCUGGAGGAUUCUUCAUCCCCAAUUGAGGCUGCAACGAAGCUGACUGUCGGACAGGUUGGAGCGGGUCAUGACGUCAGACGGACGGUCCAGACGCGGGUCAAGAGGGCGGAGACUAAAUCAUCUCCGGCCAAAGGCUACCUCGCCGUUGGCCUCGCCUCCCAGAGUUCGGCUUCUGCACCCGCCUACUCUGCGGCGGCAACAACAGCAGCUGUCGUUAAGGUGACUGAAACAUCCGUGAAACAGGAGUCCGACAGUGCGCUCGACAGUCUCGAGAGGGCCAGAAACACCGCGGCUACUGGAAUGGCUGGAAUCGUCGGCCUCAGGAGUAGUGGUGGUGGCAGUGGCAGUAUGAUCGCCAGCCGCCCUGGGUCUGUGGUGGACAGGUAA
Molecule: messenger RNA, 657 nt
Organism: Protopolystoma xenopodis
Lineage: Eukaryota; Metazoa; Platyhelminthes; Monogenea; Polystomatidea; Polystomatidae
Source: the annotation of a GenBank genome assembly